Messenger RNA from Artibeus jamaicensis (Jamaican fruit-eating bat), 5420 nucleotides. RefSeq names its product F-box protein 47 (gene FBXO47). The coding region runs from base 217 to 1572 and encodes 451 amino acids. The record is from RefSeq and is a predicted model, not a curated record. Lineage: Eukaryota; Metazoa; Chordata; Mammalia; Chiroptera; Phyllostomidae. The transcript has 11 exons. Gene Ontology annotation, molecular function: protein binding.
AGCUGGAGCGCCGCUCCGGAGCGGAGCGGAGCGGAGCGGAGGCGGACCUUCUCUCUCUCUCCGGAGGGAAACCCUUGAGGCGACUUUUUUGUUUUGUGAACAAAACAAAAGAAACUUGAGGAUGGUGGGGCAAAACGACUAGAGCCCAUCUUCCUGUGAUCCUUUAGCCGGAAAACUGUCAAAAUCUGUGGAUAAAUUCACAAGAUAAGAAGAAGGAUGGCAUCUAGAAUAAAUACCAGUUUCACUUUGAUCCCCAACCAGAAAUACAGACGUAGUAAUCGACGGCCCAGCUGUGUUUCCAGCACUCUUUCCUCAGAUUCUGGGCCCUUAUCAAUGCUUGGAGAUUUUAGAGCCUUGCCAUUGGAAGUAUUUCAAAUAAUCUUAAGAUAUUUGUCAGUGAAGGAUAUCAGCAUACUAAGCAUGGUGUCCAAAACAUUCAGCCAGCACAUUAUUAAUUAUAUCUCAACCGCAUCAGGAAGCAAAAGGCUUUUACUACAGGACUUUCAUAACCUUGAGCUACCUGGCGAGAGACAAGACUCUGCUAUACUGGAACACUACAGAUCUCUAGGUUUACUAUUUAAAAGAUGUACAUUGCUGCUACCCACAAAGGAAAGACUAAAGUACAUCCACAAGAUACUUGCGGAAGUUUCCUGUUUUAAAUUCAAUGGCUGUGCAGCUCCAAUGCAAUGUUUAGGAUUAUCAUGUUAUGGCAUGUUUUUACAGAUCUUAACAGCAGGUUGGGAUGAACUGGAGUGCCAUCGUGUUUUUAACUUCUUAUGCGAGCUGACCAGCCUCUCCCGCAAGGUGCAGACCACUGUCUUCAGCAAACCAGGAAAUGCCCGAAAACUGGAGUUAAGGAUCAGACUGUUCUGUAGGAAUGUUCUGCUUGAUCACUGGACAGAAAGAAGCGAUUCUGCUUUCUGGCUGACAUGUAUAUUAAAGCCAUGGCCAAUGGUGAAUCAGGCAAGAUUGCUGUAUAUCAUCUUUGGACCAAUAUCUCCUCAAGAUGGACAAGUGGUUUGGCAGAAAAUGACAGAAGAACCUGCAGAUGAAUCCAGUCUGAAAGGUUUGGCUGAUGCCAUUAACUUACUACAUGACACAGGCAUCAAAGAGUGGACAGCAGACGAUGUUAUCAGUCUUAUAGAUGAACUAUCAGUGGUUCCUCGUGAAUGGCUUCUGGAAAAUAACGCACGUCUCCUAAUCCUGUGUGGGAACGACAUCUGUUUCACUUUCAUGGCUAGUAAAGCUGUGAAUGGACGGACCAUUGAACUGGCGAGACUGAUAGUCUUUUUGGCUUUGGUGUGUGAAAAAGAACUAUACUGCAUGGAUUGGACAGUUAAAAUAAUGCAAAGACUCUGUAAAGUCUUCAGUACGUCAGCGGAUAAACAUAACUUCCUCCAGAAUGUGGCAAAUGCAUUUGCAUGUAUUAUAAUGGAAAUGCUGCAGUCAGUCAUGUCUGGAGACCAUGAUGAAGAGGACAGAAACUUUUUGAAUUUGUUCCAUCUUGUGCACGCUCAGGCUAACUUCCAUAAGGAGGUCCUGUAUUUGACCGUGGAUUCUGCCUCUACCUAAAUACUCAGAAAGCCUUGCAUUUAGAGACUACCUCACUGAACUAAAUUAGAAGAAUGCUACUUCUCCACAAAGAAUAGCAUCCAAGGGACUUUUUAUCACCUAAGUAAUUCUGAAGUUGCGCAGAAUUUUAGUGGCAACUGCUUAGAUCACUAUAAAUAUAAAAAUUACAGGCGAACUCAAGAAUAUAUUGAGAUUUCUCUGAAAAACAAGCUGUGCCUCUUCAUAUUUUGGUAAACCUAAUAACAAAAUAACUGGACAAUAGUGUCUCAGAAUCUGGGGCCAGUCAACCUGCAUGUGUGGAAUCGUUGAAACGAGAAAAUUUUGCUUUAUAAUUGAGCAGACCCAAGUUCCUUAAAUAGUAUGUAUCUCUUCACUUUGCUUAGGUUGUGUAGACAUAGCCUAGAAUGUUUUGUAAAGGUUUGCAAUAUGAUAUUUUGGAAUGUGUAGAUAAAAAUCACAUUUUUUACCACCUUCUUGGCAUAUGGUUCAUACACAUUUUGUAUGAACUGAGAUAGAAAACCUAAGGAAGUAUGUGUGUAUGUGUAUAUUCAUAUUCAUAUGUAUGUAUGUAUGUACUUUCACAUAUACAAAUAUAUCUUUCCUUCUUUAAGACAGAUCAUACAAAGACCUAUAAAUAGGGUAUAUGUUGUUUUAAUACAAAUCAUCUUUUAUUUCCUGGGGAUUAUAGUGUUGCAAAUAAGGAAAAAUAUAAGAUGAAAGAAAAAUACCUAUUCUGCUACCAGAAGAAUAUGCAUAAAUAGUUUGCACUUCUUCCUAAAGCUUUUCUCCCUGUCUUAAAGAAUAGAACUUGAAGGAAACUGCCAGCAUGGAGCAGCCCAUGAGUGGGGUUUUUCUCCACUCAAGUAAAUGAAUCCCAAGAAGCUCCAGGACUAUUUCAGUCUGAGUAGGAUCUGCCACCACCACUUUUACUCUUAAAGUAGAAAAUAAUAGUGCCUAACUGGGGCUGAAAUAACACUGGAGCCCUCCUGGGCCUCUCAUUCUCUUCUCCUUGGCUUCAAUCAUUUUACUUCUGCUGAAGACACACCCCUUCCCACUCAGCUUUUUGGAGGCCGGCUCUCUUUUCCUAAGCUCUUGAUUUAACUCACCUCAUGAGCUCCUAAAGGGGAGAAACAUAGAAGAUAUAGAAAUUACUUGCAUAAGUAGGAUAUAAAUUAUGGGAAAUUCUCAAAUAUUUGGCAAGAGGGGCUCAGUAACAGAUUUAAUAGGAUUGAGGAAGAGUGAAAAUUGUGGAGAAGAUAUAAACUGUGUGAUGAGAUUUUGCUGUAUUUCAGUAGCAUAAGCACUUAACUUUCUUUCAUGGAGGGUCAGAAAUUAACUGCCUUUCUUUGAUGGGUUGUUCAACUAUAACUCUGUCCGUGGCAGGAAUUGUUUCUCCAGAGUUUGUAGCAUUUGCAUAUUUAUGCAAAACACAGUCUUUGCUUUUAUCCUGUUUCAUUUUCUUCCUCUCAGUUUCAUUUUCUUCCAGUUCACAACUAAAUUAUGAAGAUUAAAAGUUGGCAGAUACCAGAGAUCAAAACAACACCUUAAUUAGCUUUUUCUUUUCUCUCUCACCCUUUUCCUCAUACAUUCUUUCUAAAACCUAAUCCAUGUAGAAAAAACUGGUGAUUCCAAGUUGAGAAUAUACUCCAUUAGAUUAUUUAUGGGGAAAAAAUAAAAAUGAAGAAAAAUUAGAAUUUUAAUAUAAAUAAUUAAUAUUUUAAAUAACUUACUAGAUAGAGAUUGUUUCAUUCUCAUAGAGAAGCAACUUGGCUUUCUGAGGUUUCCUAGCAUUCCUUGAAUUGCCAAGAUCUCUACAGCGGUUGUUUUUAGAAAGUUUACAAAGGAAAGAAAAAUGGUUUAAUUUAAAAGAUUUUUGACCUGGAUUUUGAAUCUCAUUACACACUUGAACUGACAUGACUGCUGCUGUGUAUUUUUAAAGACACAUUAUUGUAUUAUUCUUGAUAAUUGUGAGAUUGUUAUCUCACCUUCCCUAGAAAUUUGGAACAUAAAAAAUAUGAUUCAUUCUUUGGGUACAGUAGAUAAAUGAUAUAUCAUCUUGCUACCAAUAUAAAGUAAAUGAAAAAUUUUCAUUCAAUUAUUAAUAGAUAAAAUAACAUUUGAGACUAAAUUUGCAGUUUCCUCAAUUCAGCAGUCCAGUUUUUUGCUGAAUACAUUUGUCAUUAGGAAUAAAAUACGAUACCAAGUUUUAAAGUGGCAGAUUAAUUUGCAAAAGCAUGUAUUAUUAACAUGGAUGUUUAAGUUCUGCCUUAUGCAAUCAUAGUGCCACAAAAAAGGGACAUCUGCAAAAUGAAUAGUCCAAAAGCAUUAAGGGACUGCCCACUUCUAACUAACUCUAGGACAGUUAGAAUAACAAUGACGUAAAUUACUAGCAGGUCAGAUCAUUUAUCCUGGACCUUCUUCUGACAUAGAAGAUUAGCCUGGGCUUCUAGCUCUUUCAUCCCUUUUGAUAGUGAUUUCCUCAGUCUCCUUUGCCUUCAGUUUGUAGGGUGAUUUUUACUUCUACUAGAAAGCAAGCCCCAAAGACUCAAUGAUACAUCAUUAGUUUAUCUUUACUCUUGUCUCUAAAUAUACACACAUGACACCAUAAUAAUACUAAUAACCAAAAAAGGAUGCUACUUUUCUUACAAACUAAUAUAAAGUUUAUGUCUUGUGAUAAAUACUCUGUACCUUUUGAAACUAUAAAACUUCUAUUCUUUCUUGGGUGCUUCCUUCUGCCCUUCUGACUCCUCAACUUUAUCGUUUUCACAAUGCAGGCAGUAAAUUAUUUGGGAAACCUUUCAGGCAUUUAAGAGUUCAAGGCUGCUCUCCAUAGCAUGAACAAUGGGCCCCUUUUCCAUCCUCAGAUGACUUAGUUCAUGCUUCCAGUUGUUCUGUUAAUAACAAAGAUUUUUCACCUUUGGAGAUUAGAGCAAGUGUGAAGUGUGAAGUGCUCAGCACGAGGUGCAAUGGAGGAACCACCUUAGUCGAUAAAAAACGAACAUUGACCUCUUUGUGGGGUUAUGACCUGAGUUUACCUCUUGAAGUGAAUGGCACUGAAUUAUAUGAUUACAGAUUUUUAUGUCAAUAAAUACUGUGAAGGGUAAAAACACAAAGCCGCUACAAAGGCCUCUGUGUUACUGGCUACCUCACUAGCAGUGUAACGCCUUUACUGGUUCCCCUGGCAGGUAGCUGAAACCUGUAAGAAUCAGGCUGUGCCCUAGGCUCCUUGGCUUACUGAGACAUCGUCACUAAAAUAAGGAAGAUGACCUCAAAGGUGGUUGUAUUGGACAGUCUUCUCUAGGUUAAGAAAAAGUGCCAAAGAACUAAGAUUUUUUUUCCAUCAAGAAAGCAAAUAUAACUGCAGAAAAUUCCUCAAGUACCUAUACUUUUAAAAAGCUUAAUGUAAACCUUGAAAACCUUUUAAAUGAAGAAAAACUACUUGGAGGUGUCCUAAGAUCACUGCUUUCUUCAAGGUGCACAGAAUUGAGAAAAAUUGUUAUUUUUAAAGUAUUGUGUUUAUAGUAAAAUAUCUUUGAUACCUAAAUAUUUAAUAUUUUCUAACUUUAUUUAAGUUGUUAUUUAUUUAUAUUAAUAAAGUAAAAUUAGAAACAUGUCUAACCUCUCCAGAGUUUGUCAUUAUGUAAGUUGCUGAAUGUGUAAUUCCUUUAAAUUAUUUCUUGUAGAGGAAUUUAUUUUUAUUUAAGCUGUUAAUUAUAGCUCUAACAAUGAUCAAAACAUAAAAUGUAUUAAAAUAAUGUUGCAAUUAGCUAUGUACUUAUAUAUGUAUAUUUAUGCUUAACAAUAUAGUAUAUUAAUUAAAUGAUUUCAUUUACUUUCAAUGACUCACA